Messenger RNA from Polychytrium aggregatum, 3514 nucleotides. RefSeq lists its product as uncharacterized. Bases 316 to 3372 code for a protein of 1018 amino acids. The record is from RefSeq and is a predicted model, not a curated record. Lineage: Eukaryota; Fungi; Chytridiomycota; Chytridiomycetes; Polychytriales. The transcript is spliced from 15 exons.
UAUCUCGAGGUCGGAUCGGUCGGUAUACUCACCAACUUCCACAUCGCCAACAGCCACGCAUCGCUCGGCAUUGGCAUUUUCACUGAGUUUGCGUUGGUCAAGUGGCUGGGAGGAUCCUGUAGGAACCUGAUCGCCGACACCUGGGGCUGCUGCGGUAAGGCGAUGUUCAACAUCACAAGACGGACAGAUUGCGCAUUGAGUCUAGCAAGCUAUGACCAACGGCGUGUGGACACGUUGGAUGAGCUGAAUUGAUGCUAUAUACAGUCGCCCUACGGUUUGGGUGGCUUUGUGAAUCCAUCGAUUGUCCAGGACGUCAUGGUCCGAAAUGUGACUGCCCAGACAGGCGGCUCAUUCUUCCUCAACAUCAAUGCCGAGGUGAUCUUCAACCGCCUUGAUGUCGAGGGAUCGUAUAGCACCCAAGAAGCCGGUGUGUUCUAUCUUUGGCAAGGAGACGUGAUGAAGGUCUAUAACUCAAUCUUCAACACUGUGUUGUCUGGAGGGCAAGGCGGGUUCGCAUCCAUACAGGAGCUGUCGAUUGCUACUUUCCAGAAUGUCUCGGUAUAUUCCAGCACAUCCCAAGGCGACGGCGGUGCAAUUGUCUUGACAGACUCCAACAGCACAUUGAUUGACUGUCGUUUCUUCAACACGUCGACCCUAACCGGCAUGGGAGGUGCCGUGUUUUCGUAUAUAGCCUCUCAUCCCAACCGCCCCAAUACGCUCGCCGUCAUCAACUCCACAAUCAACACGGCUUCCACCACCGAGACCGGUGGCUGUCUGGCCGUGGCAUACGGCGGCCAGCUCGUGCUCCAAGAUUCUUCUCUAAUCAAUUGUGUCGCGACAAGCGGCGGAGCCAUAGGUCUCAUUGGUACUGAUCCAGUCAGCCGAUGUAAUCUAACUUUUGCCGGCAUCAAUUGGAUCGAAGGCACGACAGCAAACAAUGGCGGAGCGCUCUAUGUCAAAGGCACAGGCGUUAUAACCUUUCUGCCUGGCGGCAGCACGACGUCGAUUGCCUCAAAUGCCAGUGCCAACGGUGGCUUUAUCUUCCUUGGUGGCCAAACAUCCCUCAUCAUCAACCAUCCAGUUUAUUUUGGCGGCAAUGUUGCUGAGCUCGGCAGCGCGUUCUAUAUCGUUCAAGGAAUGGAUCUGACGAUCAGCCAUCCGCAAGACAACUUGCGCGGCUCUGGCGAUUUUUUUGUUGUGAAUCUCCCGUUUGCGCUCAGCUUCCAGCAGCAUCCUGCAUACAGCUUUCUCUCAUCCGAGCUCGAUAUGAAAUCGGAGCCGAUGUAUCUGAGGACGUCAAACCAGAACUGGACAACCCCCUUGCAGAGUAUCGGGCUGAGCUCAUUGAUUCCAUGGUUUGCAGUCGAAGCCAUAGACGCCUUCGGAAACGUUGCAGAUACAAACUUGGCUGCGCCUGUCAUCAUGGUUAUCCGUGCGACCAAUGGCUCGUCCUGGGUCAACUCCAAUUCAAAUUUGACCGUGCCGCUGUCUGGCGAAACUACCAAGGCCAUCCUUACGUCGUCCAAGUUGGUCAACUUCACCGAUCUGGCGAUCCAAUCCGGCAUCGGAAACUACAGUAUCAUCGCAGCACUAAUAUCUGGUAUUGUUCCCAUCAACGGUGUUGAGUCAUGGCCACUUUUCAAUGUCACGGUCGAUCACGUGUGCGAGGCUGGAUAUGGAAUGGUGGCGUCAGGAAUAUCCCAGAAUUGCGUACUCUGCAGCAAGGGAACAUACUCGAUCGCGGCCACCAAGCAGCCGUGCUUGGCGUGCCCAGAUGGCGCUGUCUGCCUUGGUGGAUCCGGCAUCAAAGCCAUGGCAGGCUACUAUCAGUCGAUGGACAGUCGUGGGCAACCGUACUUUCAACUUUGUCCACUCCCUCAGUCGUGCUGUGUUAGCGGGGGUUGCGCUCGAUCGGAUUCGGACGUCUGCUCGGCGAAUAUGGCCGGAUUCCUGUGUGCGGAUUGUGUGGCGUCUAGCUACUAUUGGGGAUACAAAUGUGUUCCAUACAACCCAGAAGAAUCUAUACACUACGCGGUGUAUAUUGUCUUGGGAUCGAUUGGCUACAUCAUCUGUACCAUUCUGGUUCCUCCAAAGCCCCUGCGAUGGAUCAACGACAUCUGGUUUUUCCUUCAGGCGUGCUCAUUGAUGUCAUAUGGAUCCGAUGACUGGAUGACCUAUUUGCACAUAUUUCGUUUCGAUCUGGACUUUCCGGCAUCGGCAGCUCUUGUGCCCUUGUCUGGCUCUCUCAAGGGGAUGUUCAAGUACACAUGGGUCGCUCUGCUUCUUGGCCUCGUCGUGUUCCUUAACUUGUUUGUGCAAGUAGUCGAUGUGCUUGUUCCCGGCAUAGCGACCACACCACGCUUCUGGUGCCACGGACGAUCUAUAAAAUCCGCCCUUCGGUGGAGUACCCUGCAUCUGGUCGAAAUUUCAUUCGUCCCCUUGAUAGCAAUGUCGCUUUGGAUAGUGAACUGCGUGUCAGUGACGCUUCCGAACGGGAAUCGAUCGCUGUUUAUGCGCUCAAGCCCAUCGGAACAGUGCUUUACGGGAAGCCACGUCACAGCCUCAGCCAUCGCAAUCACAGUCCUUGCAAUCACCAUCAUCGUCUACCCUCUUCUGAUAUGGUUCAUCGGAAGAACUUCGAUGAGGCUGCGCCUGCAACAGGCCGGGGCGCAAGCAAGCUUCACCAACGCAGCUUCGUUUCUGGAUUUGAUAUACUACAUGUUUUUUUCAGAGCUACGGGCGAAACAUGCCUGGAUCUUUGUUUACAGUCACUUUACCAGAGCCAUUCUGAUUACGAUUGCGUCUACUGCGACCAGCAAUGCCUAUCAAACUAGCGUGAUACUGUUCAUCAACAGCUUUGUUCUGCUGGUUCCGUACGUUGUACUCAGCCCCUUUGCAGUCUCGACAAGGAACCUGUUGAAAGAAGCCAUCCUGAUGAGUCUAUGUGCCGUCGGGCUCCUGAGAUCAUGUUCAUCAAUCAUCCAGUUCUAUGCGCAAAACUUGGAGGACCUCGACGACUUCCUCAGCAUGUUCUCAGUCGACAACAUCCAAAUAUUUGUGCUCAUAUUCAUGGCGGCGCCUUUUUGUACGCUAUUCUCAAUCCAAUUUCUGGACUCACGGGCGGGCAAAGCGCUGGUGGCAAAACUCAAGGCUGGUCAAGACGAUAGGAGCGAUGAGCACUCCAUUAGCAAGUCUGGCGUCGGUAGGAGACUGGACGAUAUCGACAAGGACCGAUGUAACUUGAAGGAUCCUAAAAAAGCGACAAGCUUGGAUGUACCGGCGCUCACAGCGCAUGCCGAGACGAUUGAGCGGCGCUUGAGCACACGCAAAAUCAAGAUUAGGGAUGCGGAUCCCCGUAGACGCAGCGAGUGAGAUGCACCCGCAAGAGUCCGACUCUGAAUACGGUCGAUCCCGAAGAUGCGUCACGCCCUAGAACUGAGCCGAUGGCUAUUCGAUGUGAAGCACACUGCAUCGUGGCUCAGUUCAAAUGAGAAUUAUAGUGCUAAUACACUGC